UCGCGCGACGUCUGCGCUUCGUCUCCGAUCUCCACCAAGCAAUCCUCGUCGUCACUCCCGCAUUCCGUGGCGCCAUCGCGAAAAUCCAGCAAAAAAGCUCAAAAAUGGCGAUCUUCAAACCCUAUCUCCCCGCUAAUCUCGCUCUUCCAAUCCCAAAACCCAGCCUCUAUACCUCCUCUUUGCCCACCAACUCCAAGCUCACACCUUUCCUCUUCUCCUCUUCUUGCUCGAAGAAUCCCAUGCCUGGAACCUCCUCCUCCUUCUCCCUCCCUCCCCUUCCUGAUGACCGGGUUGUCCUUGGCUGCGGGAUGGCGUCCGUGGACUACGUCGCGCUCGUCGAUGCCUUCCCUGUGCCUGAUGAGAAAGUUCGGACUGAAAACGUGCAGGUUCUUGGAGGUGGCAAUUGUGGGAAUGCCUUGACUUGUGCCGCUCGUUUGGGAUUGAAACCCAGAAUCAUCACCAAGGUUGCUGAGGAUGCAAAUGGGAGAAGUAUUUUAGCAGGGUUUGAUGGUGAUGGAGUGGAUACUUCUUACGUGGCGAUAUCAAAGGAGGGGACUUCGAUGUUUUCAUUUGUGAUUGUCGAUCAACAGACAAAGACUCGUACAUGUAUAUAUCAGCCUACUUUACCCACAAUGGUUCCAGAUGAUCUGCCCAGAUCAAGAUUGUCAUCUGCCAUGGAUGGAGCGAGAUUUGUAUACCUUGAUUGCAGUUUGCAUGAAAUUGAUUUGCUUGUUGCACAAGAGGCAGCUCGGAUGAACAUACCUAUUGUUAUUGAUGCAGAAAGGAAGACGCCAGUAUUAAAUGAUCUUCUUCAUCUGGCAAGUUAUGUUGUAUGCGCAGAAAAUUUUCCUCAGUCCUGGGCAUCAGCUUCAUCCAUUACUAGUGCGCUUAUGUCCCUUCUACUACAAUUCCCGCGAACUAAAUUUGUGAUUGUGACCCUUGGCUGCAAUGGUUGCAUAAUGCUGGAGCGAAGCUGCUUAGGUGAAGAUCUCAAGAUGGAAGCGGUAGACGUAGAUAGCUUGAUUGAAUCGUUGAAGCUGAGGAUUGAUAAAAGCAACACUGCCCCGUUAUGCAUAUCAUCGCCAAUUAUGAGAUUAUCUGCAGAUGGUAUUGGCACAGUUAAUGGGAGAUUGCUUUUGGGCACAGCAGAGUCCAUACCACCUUCAGAACUUGUUGACACUACAGGUGCUGGAGAUGCAUUUGUAGGUGCAGUCCUUUAUGCUUUGUGUGCAGGAAUGCCUCCUGAAAAAAUGUUACCUUUUGCAGCUCAAGUGGCUGCCGCCGGAUGUAGAGCAAUGGGUGCUCGUCCCGGCCUACCUCGACGAACCGAUCCCCGUCUCGCCCCAUUCUUGUAUUAAACCACCAUAACAUGUACAGGCAACUAUUUACUGCAAUCAAAAUAAAAAACCAGGUAAGUUUAAACAUUUGAUUCUUCCUUAUUCUGUUUUUUCUUCAAUGAAACAUUUCCAAAAUAUCAAUAAUGUUGAUGA
Molecule: messenger RNA, 1490 nt
Organism: Dioscorea cayenensis subsp. rotundata (Guinea yam)
Lineage: Eukaryota; Viridiplantae; Streptophyta; Magnoliopsida; Dioscoreales; Dioscoreaceae
Product: ketohexokinase-like
Exons: 11
Coding region: 105-1358 (417 amino acids)
Molecular function (GO): kinase activity
Source: RefSeq, a predicted model, not a curated record